AUGGAUUUAACUCCCAGUUUCGACCCAUCAUCCGUUGAAAGUAAACCCGUUGAAGCUAUCAGAGUGGAAUACACCUGCUGGAAUGGAGUGUCUGGUACCAGAUACCUGAAGACAGAGCGAGAUAUGAUCAACCAUUGGCCAUCCUUGAUCAUCUCGCGAAACGGAGAUACCAACUCGUUCUUAGUCAAUGCUGAAGGAACUGAAGAAGGACCUCUACAGGGUACUUUCAAGGUGCCCUGUGACGACCUUGGUGAGUUGGGUACCAUCCUAGAUAAUGAGGUCAGAACUAGUAUGGUCCCGCUCUCCGAAGUACCAGGUGACGGGGAGGCAGAAACAGCUGUGAAAGGAGAGGAAGCUGAAGAAGAGUGA
Cryptococcus amylolentus CBS 6039 is the source of this 369-nucleotide messenger RNA. RefSeq lists its product as hypothetical. The transcript is spliced from 2 exons. NCBI's taxonomy places the organism in Eukaryota, Fungi, Basidiomycota, Tremellomycetes, Tremellales, Cryptococcaceae. The record is from RefSeq and is a predicted model, not a curated record. The coding region runs from base 1 to 369 and encodes 122 amino acids.